GAGAGUGAGUGUAAGUGUGCGUGAAGUCGUGAGAGAGAAAAGGAGGGAAUACAACGGUGAGAGAGAGAGAGAGGGACAGGUCAAGAGAAUAUUGAAAGAUAGACAAAGACACAGACAAGACUGACACAAAGACAGACAGACAUCAGAGAAACGUAUCGUCUUAUCGACACACAUAAACCUAAGACAGACACUAAGAUAGAUUUACAGAUACGCAGGCAGACACACUAGCAGAUACUUAAUCACAGACAGACGGACAGAAAGAUACCUAGAGAGAAACUUAAGACAGACACUAAGAUAGGCAGACAUACAUACAGACAGGGACACACACACACACGGACAUACGGGAAUUGAAUAAAAUCCAGUAGAGAGAUAAGUCGUCUAGCAACAACAACAACAUCCAACAGCGACACGGUAAAUACACCUCUACAGGUCUACUAAAAGAGACAGAGUCAAAUGUAUCGUACGGCAACAGGCUGAAGGCGUCGUUGAGAUUCACCGCAGGGCACGAGCGUUGAUUAAUUUGAACCAGAAGGCGAGGAGAUCAUUCGCAAAGGGAGAUACCCGCGGAGACAUUCCCGAUAAGGCAGAGCGGGUGAAUCCACAGCAAGGCAACAGCAGCAGCAGCAGCGAGGAUUACUCACCAUCACAAACAUACAAAGUGCGAAUCGACAACACCAGCAUCAUCAACAACAACAACAAGGCUACUCGUAAUUGCGAGAGUCAAUAAGUGAAUUACAACUUUUGUCUGGAGGAUUGCCAUUGUUCCGGAACGGCAACAGUGAGAAGGAAAUAGAGCACCGCUGAGCGGGCGAUUGGACUAUAGAAGUCCUAUUGCAGAGUCCUAUAGGAGUCAUAUUGCAAAGUCCUAUCGGAGUCCUAUUGCAGAUUCCUAUAGGAGUCAUAUUGCAGAGUCCUAUAGGAGUCCUAUUUCAGAUUCCCAUAGGAGUCCUAUUGCAGAUUCCUAUAGGAGUCCUAUUGCAGAGUGCUAUUGCAGAGUCAUAUAGGAGUCAUAUUGCAGAGUCCUAUAGGAGUCCUAUUGCAGAGUCCUAUAGGAGUCCUAUUGCAGAUUCCUAUAGGAGUCCUAUUGCAGAUUCCUAUAGGAGUCCUAUUGCAGAGUGCUAUUGCAGAGUCCUAUUGCAGAGUCCCAUAGGAGUAAUAUUGCAGUCCCAUAGGAGUAAUAUUGCAGUCCUAUAGGAGUCAUAUUGCAGAGUCCUAUAGGAGUCAUAUUGCAGAGUCCUAUUGCAGAGUCCUAUAGGAGUCCUAUUGCAGUCCUAUAGGAGUCAUAUUGCAGAGUCCUAUUGCAGAGUCCUAUUGCAGAGUCCCAUAGGAGUAAUAUUGCAGUCCCAUAGGAGUAAUAUUGCAGUCCUAUAGGAGUCAUAUUGCAGAGUCCUAUAGGAGUCAUAUUGCAGAGUCCUAUUGCAGAGUCCCAUAGGAGUAAUAUUGCAGUCCUAUAGGAGUCCUAUUUCCAGAGUCCUAUAGGAGUCAUAUUGCAGAGUCCUAUUGCAGAGUCCUAUUGCAGAGUCGUGUUGCAGUCCUAUCGGAGUCAUAUUGCAGAGUCCUAUUGCAGAGUCUUUUAGGAGUCCUACUGCAGGGGCUUUGAUCGACAUAGGCGAGGUGAUUUAAACAGCCCUUAGCCUUGGGGUAGGGUUAUAGUCACAUCCUGAUAUUGAUUGACGGUGGAGCGGAGUGGGGGGAGGAGAGAGGGGGGCUCUUAACUGAAGACCGGGGGCGGGGGGGGGGGGAAAGCGAUUCAAAUAAUCCACCGCGAAGGUGACACAAAUAACCGUAGUAAAUAAAUAAGCAGAUCAGAAACAGAGAGAGGCAAAGGCGGAAGAGUUGUGUCUUGCGUUCUUCGCUCGAGAGAGUCUCUCAAGAAACUCAAGCGCUGGAAAUCUCUUCAAGUGACGGGCCCCACUUUGCUGCUGCUGAUGAUGCUGAUCACGGCGAUGAUGAUGGAGACGGUGAUGGUGGUGAUGAUGGUGGGAUCCGUGCGCCUCGCCUCCUGCAGCAGCUGGUUAGCGCUCUCGCGCUUGGCAUCUCUGGGCGCCGUGACCUCUGACCCAUCAUCAUCCUCAUCAUCAUCGUCGUCGUCCUCCUCCUCCUCGUCGUCGUCUUCAUCAUCAUCGUCGUCGUCGUCUUCCUCCCCGCACGCCUGCGAGUCCCUGGGCGGCCUCACGCCUCGCCAGGUGCAGCUCUGCCGCCGUCACACCGAGGUGAUGGAGGCGGUGAGGCGCGGCGCCCAGGUCGCCAUCGCCGAGUGCCAGCACCAGUUCCGACAGCGGCGCUGGAACUGCAGCACGACCCGCAGCGGGCCCAGCGUGUUCGGCAAGAUCGUCAGUCAGGGCACGCGGGAAGGUGCCUUCGUGUACGCGGUGGCGGCGGCCGCGGUGGCCCACGCGGUGACGCGCGGCUGCAGCAGCGGGGAGCUCGACAAGUGCGGGUGCGACCGCACGGUCAGCGGCACCAGCCCUGAGGGGUUUCAGUGGUCGGGAUGCUCGGACAACAUCGCCUACGGAGUGGCCUUCUCGCAGAGCUUCGUGGAUGCGAGGGAGCGCGGCAAGGGAGGCUCCCCGGCACGGACGCUCAUGAAUCUCCACAACAACGAGGCCGGCCGCAAGGCUGUAGUCUCCCACAUGCGUGUCGAGUGUAAGUGCCACGGCGUGUCAGGCUCGUGUGAGGUGCGCACCUGCUGGAGGGCGCUGCCUCCGUUCCGCAAGAUCGGCUCCGUGCUCAAGGAGAAGUUCGACGGCGCCACGGAGGUGGAACUGCGCAAGAUUGGCACGCGGAGGCAGCUGGUGCCGCGCAACGCGCAGUUCAAGCCGCACACGGACGAGGACCUGGUGUACGUGGCGCCCAGCCCGGACUUCUGCGACGCCGACCCCAAGGCCGGCGUGGCGGGCACGGCGGGGCGCGAGUGCAACCGCACCUCGCGCGCCCUCGACGGCUGCGAGCUCAUGUGCUGCGGCCGCGGUUUCCACACGACGCGCGCCGAGCUGGUGGAGCGCUGCUACUGCAAGUUCCACUGGUGCUGCUUCGUCAAGUGCAGGCAGUGCCGCAAGCACGUGGAGAUGCACACGUGCCGGUGAUCGCGGCGACGGCGGCGACCGGACGGGCGGGCGGGCGGGGCGAGCGGGCGAACGCGUGGCAAUAGAUGACUGCUGAUGAUGAUGAGAGAUGGGGAGAGAGAGAGAGAGAGGGGGAAAGAGAUGGAGAGAGGGAGAAAAGGGAAGGAGAGCUGGCCGGCGAUGAUGGCAGAGAGGAUGUGUGUACGCGCGCGCGUGACGGCAGACGGGGUGAUGGCGGCUGGCGAUGGGAGACGAACGUAGGAGCUGAGCGGAUGAGCGACGGGAGCGAUGAUGGAUGAUGUGGUGGGGGGGAGGGGGGUGGUUGGGGGCGCAAUCCAACGAUGGGAGACAGUGGUGAUGGGGGAGGGCGCGCGAUGGGACAUGUUGGUGAUGUGGAGCGAGUGAUGCGGUGUGCGUGCGUGCCUGCGUUGAACGUGAGGGUUGCCACUUGUCUUUGAGUUGCAAAGAACCGGGACGUAUCGCAGUGAGAGGCGCGCAGAAGAAUGUCUCAGAGGAGAUGAGAAGCAAGCUGUGAAUGCUUCGUCACGAACGGUGCAUCACGAGUCUUUUACAGAUCUUCUUUAAAAAAUAUAUAUAUAUUGACGACGUAGUGGGAAAAUAAGCAGUACAAGGUGGCAACCCUGGCGUGCCUGUAGGCGUGAUUGAGUGGUGGCGCGAACGGCUGGGACGGAACAGAACAGAUGGGAGUGGAGUGGAACGCCCGCGCACACGAGCGCGCGCGUGUGCGUGCGUGUGUGUGUGCGUCGUGACGGCUGCUCCUGGCUUUAACCAGGGAUGGCACGAGCUCACGCUGCGUGCCCCUCUCCGUAGACCUUCGCUAGGGUUGGGACUCAAACCGUCGUGGAUUCCGCCUCCCCCUCCCCACCACCACCAAUGGAGGGACAAGUUGGCGAUGGAGGGAGCAAGUUGCGUUUGCGAUGAGAGUUGGGGUAGGCGAGCGAUAGUUUCUGCCAGGAUGGUUACACGCUCAAUAUGACAAUGUACGGUUCACAGUGACGGCAUCACAUUUACCCACCACCUCUAUGUAAGACCGAAACAGGAAGGCAUUCCCCACAUUUCUGGUUGAUCGCCUGAUGAUUCUGGUUGUAAUCAAAGGCGAAACGUCGUACUCGAAUUGUCAACGUUGUGAGUUUACUCUCCAACACACCAGUCUGCUGAACGAGUAGCGAAUUGUUGACCUGACGAACCUUACUAAUUGGCUGUAUCGGGUGGUGGUGGGUUUAACGACACAUUUAUAUUUCACGCGAUCUAAUCCAGCAAAAACCUCUGUUGUGAUCAAUGCAUGUUUGUUGAAUUUCUUUUGCACCGUGACGUAGCCAAGCGUGCAUAUCGGAGGUGCGGGGGAAGGACAACAAACACAAUGGGGAACUGUCUCUCCCUCUCUCUCUCUUUAACACCACCGGAACGAGACACCAGCUAUCUCUCUCUCUGAACGUCACCAGAAGAAAAGAGCCGUUAUUAUCACUUUCCCGAGUGUUGUCCUGAAGAUGCUUGCCAAAAAACCCCGUAUCGUCUCUAACCGCUGCGAACAAAAUUUGGCUGCGAUAAAAAAAAAAAUUUCAACGAACAAAAAAAAUUGGGGGACGUCAUGCCACGUAACGACCCGGCCAAAUGCCUCCUUCACCACCGCCGCGGCCGUCGAAGGCCAAACGCGAUCAGAUUGUCGCGCACGGGCAAGCGUUUACACAACGUGCCACUGGUUAUCCGCCGCUUCAGCAGCGCCCUGGGUGCAGUCGAAGGGCGAUUCUCCACGACCGGGGUUUCUAAACGGCGCAUUCGAUGCGGCCUCCGUGAUGCCAUCGGCUAAGAGCUCGCCGCGGGAGCGAGACAACCCCCGCGUGACUUCUGGGGACGUUCGGGCCCGCAGUCGAUUGGCGACGCAGACCCGGCGCGGUCUUCGGCGCCUUCGAACUCAAAAGAGCCCCGCGAACUAAAACGCCCGUCGGUUCCACGAACACACGGCUCGUAUCCCUCCUCCUUUCCCCAACGUCGAUCGCACACGUCCCCAACCCCCCCCCCCCACCCCCCCUGCGACACCGUCGCCCCGUGCCCACGGUUGACCUCGCACGGAAACGUGAACUGCUGCACGCUUUUUGACAACAGACCUUGUGGGUGGCUGAGACAAUGUGCCCGGCUUUGGUCUGCGCUGUGACGAAGGUGGCAACUCCCACCGACUCGUUUACUCACUCACUCGCCCAGUAACUCGCUCACCCACUCACUCACAGACCAACACCACUCGCCCUCCUACUCACCCAUUCACUCACUGACCCACUCGCCCGCCCUCCUACUCACCCAUUCACUCA
Molecule: messenger RNA, 5389 nt
Organism: Petromyzon marinus (sea lamprey)
Lineage: Eukaryota; Metazoa; Chordata; Hyperoartia; Petromyzontiformes; Petromyzontidae
Gene: WNT4
Product: Wnt family member 4
Biological process (GO): neuron differentiation; multicellular organism development; cell fate commitment
Cellular component (GO): extracellular region
Molecular function (GO): frizzled binding; cytokine activity
Source: RefSeq, a predicted model, not a curated record